Messenger RNA from Kluyveromyces lactis, 852 nucleotides. It is a transcript of the gene CIN2, whose product is annotated as GTPase-activating protein CIN2. The record is from RefSeq and is a predicted model, not a curated record. The coding region runs from base 1 to 852 and encodes 283 amino acids. NCBI's taxonomy places the organism in Eukaryota, Fungi, Ascomycota, Saccharomycetes, Saccharomycetales, Saccharomycetaceae. The transcript has 2 exons.
AUGACAAUACUGCAUUGCAUCAAAGACGAUGGCAGUAUAGACGCCAAUAUCCUCUCCUCAGAGUUUAAUACGAUAUGCCGAGAACUUGAAUAUCAGGUUGAUACGGGCAAGGACCUUGCGAAAUGUAAGGAUGAUCUUUCCUCGGUCUCGAAACAGUUGACUUCAGUGGCUCAUAACCUUUCGUCUUUCGAUCAAGAGUUAUAUUCAACCAAGAUCGAUCACUUGUCGAAAAAAAUUACCAUUAAGCAAUUAGAGACCAGUAACAAAGACGACCGUAGAGCAAAGUGGAAAGCUAGAGGCCGUCCAUCUGCUAAGACUUCAGCAGCUGUAAUGGACAGUUCCCUAGAAAAUUCAAAGAAACUGGAUGCUGUUACCUCUCCCCAGCUCAAAGAUACUACGAUAUAUUACGACAUAUCUGAAAACUCUUAUCGAAACCUUACGAAUUGCACGCUUAAAUACACAGGUACUGAACCAUUGCAAGAAUUUGCAACUCUGUCAAUCCAGGAUGUCCAUAAAUCAAUUGUGUACUUCAACAUCUUGCCGUUUAAUCAGGGAAGUCUUCUUCUUGAAAGAUUCGGCCACUGUAAAAUAGUGAUAAUAACACCAAAGAACAGCAAUCUUCAACUUCGGUUACAUGAAAUGCACAAUUGCCAACUUUACAUAAGGGAACAACACCCUGGCCAGAUCCAAGAUAUCAUCAUCGAAGACUUCUCAGAUUGUGUUUUCCACGAGGAUACUGAGAAAUUCGUUCAUAUCCAUAAUUUCAAUCGAUUAAACUUACAAAACAAGGAAACUAACGGAGGGUAUACAUUCGGAAACUUCCCGUACGAAAUAGGUUCCCUAAUCCCAUGA